AUCUAUCAGUGACGGGGAUGUCUGACAGUCUUAAAAGCAGAGAUUGAAUAAAAUCACGUGUUGAAUAGGAAGAUGGCUGGACCAGCAUAACGGAUGUCUGGCUCUGACAUGCGUGAGCAGAGCAGUCACGAUGUUUAAAAAUCCCACAUGGUUGAACUGGGCGGGGUCUGCUGCCACACUGCGCGUGCGCAGUUCAUUAGUACUUUUAAUGUGAAGGAGAGAAUAUCUCCAUCCGCUCUGCUCGUACAGGAGUAAAAACUGCCGCUGCCCGGGAGAUGACGGUCACGCUGACCGCUCAAGAUUGCGUUGGAGCGGGCGGAACCUCACGGCGGCAGCCGCUCCUGCCCGAGGCUGGAGGAAAGUGUUCUGUCUGAGGAGAAGAGGUUGACGGUUCGAGGCCCUUCACCGGAUGACCCCCCUGCGUGUCUGCCUGCCAGAGUGCGAGAGAUCGUCACGAAGAACCUCAGUGACAGCACAGGGGAGAUGUCCUCGCUCAUGUCCCUCCAGGAGGAGAACCGGGUGCUGCAGGGCGAGCUGGCCCGGCUGGAGGACCUGCUGGCGCACAGCAGGGCGGAUCGGGACGAGCUCGCCAUCAAGUACGGGGCAAUCAGUGAACGGCUGGAGCAGGCUCUACGCUCAGAAACGGGGGAGGGAGAGGCCGACUCACAGGCGUCCCGCAGCCUGGCUCAGCAGAAUGUGGAAUUGCGCCGACGGCUGGACGAGGAACAGGCUGCAUACAGGCGCAAACUCACCGCCUACCAAGAAGGCCAGCAGAGGCAGGCGCAGCUGGUGCAGAAGCUUCAGGCCAAGGUGCUUCAGUACAAAAAGAGAUGUGGGGAUCUGGAGCAGAAGCUGCAGGAGAAGUCCUCAGAGUUAGAGAAAUGCAGUGAGCGCAGUGAAACGUCUAACGGUCGCCAUCACGAGGACUCGAGCAGCAGUUUGGAGGAGGCUUUACUACACCUGGAGGAGGAGCAACAGAGGAGCAGCAGUUUAUCUGCAGUGAACGCCAUGCUGAGAGAACAGUUGGAGCAGGCCGGCUUGGCCAACGAGGCUCUGAGCCGGGACAUCCGGAGGCUCACCGCUGAUUGGACGAAAGCCAGAGAGGAGCUGGAACAAAAGGAGUCGGACUGGAGGAGAGAGGAGGAGUCUUUCCACAGCUACUUCAGCAGUGAACACGGUCGACUGCUGACCUUUUGGCGACAGGUGGUGGGGUUCAGGAGGCACGUCUGUGAGAUGAAGAGCAGCGCUGAGAGGGACCUGUCAGACAUGCGGGGCGAGCUGGUUCGGAUGUCCCACUUGGUCCAGGUGUCCUGCGCGGGUCUGUCCGCCGUGCUGCGCAGUCAGGAAGCAGGAACGGCUCUAGCCCUGGAGCAGGAGAGAGCUCUGAGGGAUCAGCUGGAGCAGCAGCUGAGAGGUCAAGUCAAAGAGACGAUGAACCUUCAGAGCAGAGCCGAUGCAGAGAGAAGUGAGCUGAGCCUCAGGCUUUCAGAUGCGGCUCAAGAAAAUGAAAGACUAAAAAGUCAAAUGGAAGAAAGAGACCGUGAGAUCGACAAUCUGAGCAGGAGGCUUGAGGAGCAGAGCCGCAGCGAUGAGACGGACUCCCAGCUGCUGAGGGCUCAUUGCAACGCUCUGUUGGACACGCUGAAGGACAUCGCUCAGACGGUUCUGUCAGACGGAGAGUCGUCUUCAGAGGCCGAUCCGGACAACUCGGCGGUCGUGCUGCAGGCGCUGAUCCGUGACUCCUCCCCUCAACGCUCCUCCCAAACCAGCUCCUCGUUGUCCCCUCUCCCGGAAGCGGCGCUGUCUGCGCUGCGUUCGGUGGUCACAAACAUGAUGCUGCAGCUGCAGGAUGUUCGAGGUCGUCUGCUCUCUGCACAGUCCUCUGCGCAGAAGUUUCGCAAGCAGCUGUCAGAAAUCGACUCUGCUAAAAGAGACGCAGACCAACGAAACCAAGCUCUGCAGCGAGACAAGGACGCUGCUCUCAGAGAGCGGGAAACUGCCCAGAGGGAGAAGGAGCAACUGAAGCAAGAGAGAGACAAGCUGGCCAGUGAGAAGGCCAACCUGGAGAAGGCUGUUCAGGCGCUGCACAGCAGCAACCAGAUGCUGCAGAUGGACUACGAGAAGCUCCAGCUGGCUGUGGCUUCUGCACAGCGAGAGCGAGACCGCGAGAGGGAGGAGAAGGAGGCUGCCAUCCAUGACGGGGAGCGCUGGAAGACGGAGAUUCAGAGGAUACAGAAGCAGAGGGACCAGAGUGAAAGUCGAGCCUCGGCUCAGCGGGGAGAACUGUCUGCAGUGUUACAAACUCACCAGCAGGGGGAGGUGGAGAGGCAGCUGCUGGAACAGGAGAGUGCCCACCUUUCAGAGGCCCUUGCUCGGGCUGCAAGCACCAACAAAGAGCUGUCGCUGCAUCUGAGCAAGCUGCAGUAUGAAGAUGCAGCUCUCAGAGACUCUCUCACAAAGAUGGGAAACCUGAAUGAGGGUCUGGUCCAGGACAAGGUGGACCUUAACAAGUAUAUUCUGCAGCUUGAGGAGGAGAAGGCCGUCCUACAGGCUCAGAAACGGGAGGCGGAGCAGGAGAAACUGUCCAUCAGGGACGAGCUGGUCCGGCAGGAGCAGAACCGACUGGAGUUGGAGUCUUCCCGCGUCACACUGCAGCAGUCUCUGCAGGACACCGAGUUCAGUCGGGUGGGCGUGGAGGCAGAGCUGCAGAACCUCAGGGCUGAACGACUGAAGCUACAGGAAAAGGUCGCCCAGUUGUGUGGUGAGGUGGCCUCUCUAGAUUCAGAGUUGAGUCUCGCCAAGGGGGAGGGCCAGAGGAGCGAAAUGGCCUUGGAGGAAGCCGGCCGCAGUCGAGCAGAACUGACCAAAGACAAAGCAGCUCUAGUGGUUCAGCUGACGGCAUCUGAGAGAGAAAACGCAAUGCUAGCCGAGGAACUGACAGCUUUCAGGUCGGAGCGGGAGACCCUGGAAACGAGUCUCUUUGAUGCGCAGCAGCAGCUUUUGCAGGCAGAGUCUUGCAGGGAACAGCUGGAAGCAGAAAACCAAAACCUCCGCGUUCGCUGUGAAACUGCCACAGUGGAGCUCAGGCGUUUGCGCUCAGAUGCUGAGAAUCAGCUGGCCCAGGCUGAGAGAGACAAACAAGCGCUGACUCAAGCUCUCAGCGCCGCUCAGCUGGAGGCCCAGCAGGCUUCACGCAAGGCCACCUCCGAGCAUCAGGAGGAGGUGGAGAGACUGGCCUUAGAGAAGGAAGUCGUGCGGCACAGCUUGCAGAUGGAGCACGAGACGGCUGUCCGGAAACUCCGACAAGAAGUCGAAGAUCAGCUCCAGAAAGCCAGGAGAGAAAAAGAGGAGCUGCAGGACGGACUGAGGGCUCUGCAGCACGAGCGAGAUCAGAGCCUGCUGCAGGCGGAAACGGAGAAACAACAGGCCCUUUCACUGAAGGAGGCAGAGAAAACGGUUUUGUUGGAGAAGGUGUCCGGUCUGCAGGCUGAUCUGUCAGCGCUGAGCCUGGAGGCUGAGCGGACAGCCAGAGAAGCUGCCCAGUACAAAGAGCAGGAGCAGAUCAGAGUUGGGGCUCUAACCAGCGAACUGCAAGAACUUCGGUCACAGAUGGAAGAUGCAGCGGCCGGUCAUGAAAGGGACAUCCUGAGUCUGAACGAAACCUGUGCAGACCUCCGUUCUCGUGCUGAUGUUGCCCUCAAAGAGCUGGAGCAGUGCAGAGCUUCUCUCUCUGCUGCUGAGGAGAAUCGAGAGCAGCUGAGGCGGGACUUCCUGGAGACGGAGCGCAGACUCACCCAAACUCAGGAAGCGUCAGAAAACCACCGGAGGGAAGGAGCCGAGCUGCGGCGCAGCCUCUGUGAUGUCACCAGGGAGAGAGAUGCUCUCAGCCAAUCAAAUGCUCAGCUGAGGGAAGCUCUCCGAAGCGCAGAAACGGAGAGAAUAAGCGUGAAACGGCAGUGUGAGGAGAAGGAGCAGCGGCUGGUUGUGCUGGAGGAGAGCCUGUCCUCCUCGCAGAAGGAGGUGGCAGAGCUGCGGAGUUGCCUGAGGGAGGUGGAAAGGUCCCGCCUUGAGGCUCGCCGUGAGCUUCAGGAGCUUCGGAGACAGCUGAAGGUUCUGGAUGCAGACAGAGAGCAGAAAGGGAGGGAGCUGGCGGAGCUGCAAACCCGCUUGUCGUUGGAGGAGCAAAGAGAGGAGGAAAGAGGAAAGGAGGUUUUCAUUUUAAAACAGAAGCUCGCUGAAACCCAAACGGCCAGAGAGUCCCUCAAGAGAGAGCUCUCCAUGACACAGAAGCGUCUGGUGGAGUCCGAGUCCGGCUGGCGCAGCUGUGAGCGGGAGCUGACGGCACAGCUGCAGGAGGCGCGAGGCUGCGAGAAGAAGCUCCAGGAUGAGGCCAAGAACCUGUCGGUGCGCGCGCAAGCGGCGCAGGAAUCCGCCGCUCAGUGCAGCCUGCAGCUCAGCGAGGCGCAGGGGAGACUGACCGCCACCGAAGCUGAGCUGACGCGGGCGGAGGCCUCCAAGAGGGAUCUGGAGUUUCGCCUCAGCAGCCUCCAGUCGGCGCUGACGCGAACGCUGGGCAUCGGGGCAAGCGGCAGGGCGAGCAGGGGGAGGAGUCCAGGCGGGAGCUCUGCAUCACCUGGCAGUAUCUCCCGUCACCACAGCAUCUCACCUUUGCGCCCUUCGCUGUCGCCCCCUAAAGAAUUCAGAGGAAGCACGCCUGAUAACACCAUGGGAUCAGGAGCUGUGUCUCCUGAAGGAGGCGGUACUCCUUUGCCUCCCGCUCAGCCAGAGCUGGAUCCCGACACGCUGCGCAGUGGCCUCAGAGACUUCCUGCAGGAGCUGCGAGACGCACACAGACAAAGGGAUGAUGCCCAAUGCCAGCUGAUGACUCUGCAGCGGGAGCUGGAGGAGCAGAAGCUGGAGCGAGAAUGUGCCGAGAACCGCUCCACUCAGCUGCAAAACAGCCUGAAGGAAUGCCAAGAAGGGAAGCGUGGACUUGACGACCGUCUGACCAGCACUCAGAUUCUCCUGCAGCAGCAGGAGGAUGCGGUGAAGAGAGUGGACAGAGAGAGGAGAGCUCUUGCCGACAGGGUGAGGGAGUUGGAGCGCUCGCUGCACACCGCAGAGAUGGAGAAGAAGCACACUCAGGAGCAGUUGAAUAAGCAGCGGGCCACUGAGGCACGCCUGGAGGCGGAGAGGAAGCGCCUGCGGGAGGCUCUGGAGGCCGCCGAAGCUCGAGCCACCCGGGUGGAGCUGGGGAGGCGCAGCCUGGAAGGGGAGCUGCAGAGGCUCAAACUCGGUCUGGGAGACCGGGAGGCUGAAAGCCAGGCCUCACAGGAGCGCCACGACUGUUUGCUCAGACAGGUGGCGGAAGGAGAAGCACAAGUCUCUCUGCUGCAGACAGAGGUGGACAGACUGAGUCAAGCUCUGCUGAAAGCUCAGGAAGGGGAAGCUGCUCUGAAGCAGAAGGUCACGACUCUCAGCCAGAGCCUCCAGGAGGCUGCAGCUGAUCACAGCAGCACGCAGACUCGCCUCACUGCUCUGCAGAAAACACUGAGCUUGGUGGAACAGGACAAAAGACUUCUGCAGGAGAAGAUGGAUGAAGCCCGCACUUCUGUAACUGAAGCAAAGAGAAGCAUGUUUGCUCUCACUGAGCGCGUGCAGAGCCUCCAGGGUGAGCUGACCCAGAGUGAACUGCUGAGAGAGGAGCUGGAGGCGGAGCUUAAGAACACACAGGAGGCACUCCGACAGCGCUCAGGAAGUUUGGCAGAGACUCAGCACAGCAUCCAGAAAGCUCAGACGGAGCGGGCAGCUGUGGAGGAGCGUCUGCUCGCACUGCAAAGAGCUGUGGCUCUGCUGGAGACAGAGAAAAAAGAUGCAGAGAGGCAAGCUGCAAGGCUGGAGAAGGACAAGGAUGCACUGAGGAACACGUUGGAUAAGGUUGAAAGGCAGAAACUGAAGUGUGAGGAGGGCAGCAUGCGGCUCUCAGCAGAGAAGACCCGGCUGGACCGCUCCCUGAACGCAGUGGAGCAGGAGCUGCAGGAGGCGCAGCAGCAGAUGCUGAUGCUGCAGACUCAGCUGGCUGAGAUGGAGCAGGCCCACAGUGGGUGUGAGGGUUUGCUGCGACAGCGGGAUGAAGCUCAGCAGGAGGCGGAGAAACUGAGGAACAGCUGUAAGGACCUGGAACGCACUCUGAGCACCAGAGAACGAGCCCACCGGCACCGAGUCAAAGGACUGGAGGAGCAGGUGUCCACUUUGAAGGAGCAGCUGCAGCAGGAGAUGAAACGGCGGCAGCCUCCUCUUCCGUCCACGUUUACGUCCACUGGGAUCUGAGAGGCGUGGCUGAUCCUGAAGCAGCUUCUGGUUCAGGGAAACAUGAGAACAACUCCCAGCACUCCAUUUCCACUCCUGAUCAUAGAUGUUUACAGCAGUCUAGCCCUUGUGCUAUCCGGUGGGGUCCAGAUGACCCCACUCCCAAUGCUAACGUGCCUCCAAGGCACGUUAGC
Molecule: messenger RNA, 6503 nt
Organism: Oryzias latipes (Japanese medaka)
Lineage: Eukaryota; Metazoa; Chordata; Actinopteri; Beloniformes; Adrianichthyidae
Gene: crocc
Product: ciliary rootlet coiled-coil, rootletin
Source: RefSeq, a predicted model, not a curated record